Neltuma alba is the source of this 832-nucleotide messenger RNA. RefSeq names its product histone H2A variant 1-like. The record is from RefSeq and is a predicted model, not a curated record. Gene Ontology annotation, cellular component: nucleosome. The coding region runs from base 93 to 503 and encodes 136 amino acids. Gene Ontology annotation, molecular function: DNA binding; structural constituent of chromatin; protein heterodimerization activity. The transcript has 3 exons. NCBI's taxonomy places the organism in Eukaryota, Viridiplantae, Streptophyta, Magnoliopsida, Fabales, Fabaceae.
CAUCCCCAUCUGGCAUUUGGCGUGCUCUUGCUAUUGACUGCCCAACCGCUCUUCUUGCUUCUUUGGCUUUUUGGCUCUCAAACUCUCAGGAAAUGGCGGGAAAAGGAGGCAAGGGCCUUUUGGCUGCAAAAACCACGGCUGCUAACAAGGACAAGGACAAGGACAAGAAAAGGCCUGUUUCCAGGUCAUCCCGUGCCGGAAUCCAGUUUCCUGUGGGUCGUAUUCAUAGACAGUUGAAACAAAGGAUCCAAGCAAAUGGGCGUGUUGGGGCUACAGCUGCAGUUUACUUGGCCUCCAUUCUUGAGUACCUGACAGCUGAGGUUCUCGAGCUUGCUGGAAACGCAAGCAAAGAUCUGAAAGUGAAGAGGAUCACACCUCGGCAUCUGCAGCUUGCUAUCAGAGGAGAUGAGGAACUUGACACCCUUAUUAAGGGCACCAUUGCUGGUGGGGGUGUCAUCCCUCAUAUUCACAAGUCCCUCAUCAACAAGACCUCCAAGGAAUGACCAUCUUUCUCCUAAAUUCUCAGCUCCUAUGCCUGUUUUCUUAUCAAGUUAGAUUGUGCUCAUUAUGAUGACUUUAUCACAGUUACUUGUAGCGUAGGCUGUUUAAUUUAAUCCUUUUGUCUAGAACUGAAAUGGUAGUGUGUAAAUGGUCAUGUGAUGAUCUGUCCUUUAACUAGAGUUGUAAUUUGUAAUGCUGUUGGAUGGUUUCAUAGGCAUUUACGUUGGCCAUCGUGAUUCUGUAAUAUGAAUUCUGCUCAUGCUUAUGGUUGUGUUUAGAAUUUCUUGGUGUUGUUAUUAGUCGAGAAUGUGGGACAGGCUUCUGAUGCGCA